Aspergillus caelatus is the source of this 1782-nucleotide messenger RNA. RefSeq lists its product as uncharacterized. The coding region runs from base 1 to 1782 and encodes 593 amino acids. NCBI's taxonomy places the organism in Eukaryota, Fungi, Ascomycota, Eurotiomycetes, Eurotiales, Aspergillaceae. The record is from RefSeq and is a predicted model, not a curated record. The transcript is spliced from 5 exons. Gene Ontology annotation, biological process: siderophore biosynthetic process.
AUGAAGCCCAUCUCCCACGACAUACCAGCCAUGACUGUCGCCUCAGAGUAUCGAGUUAAAGCUAAGGCAGAGACUACAAAACGCCUCCUUGCGCAAUUGGUCAAUGAAGGAUUAGUGAACCUCACGUUGUGUCCUGGCACGAAAUCCCCCGGGGGGCUAGAAGGUCAGAUCACACCAGAAUGUGACGAAUCUCGUUGUAUAAAAACCGAGGUUGUACAGAGGCAAGGGUCCAUCUGGCGACCAAAGGAUUUCAAAGUGCCCGUCACCCUCUGUAACGAAGUUGUGGAAACCCAGGAAGACAACCCGGGCACGAUAUUUGAAUUCAUAUCAAUUGGAUUUGCAUGCAAUGUGGAAACAAGGGAAGCGGUUGCGCGCGAAUUGCGCAACUCUGCGGAUAUGCUAGAUAUGUUGAAUCCCGGGCUGUCCUUCGUGAUACUUUCGCGCUCAUCAGCCUGUGUUUUUGGACCUUUCGAAGAUCUCCUGCGGCCUCUUCGGGAACUCCUAAAAGUUGAAAUCUCAACGACAGAGGACAAGAUCAUUGUACCGUGUCUAUCGCAGCAUUUACCGUCAUUGCAUAAUUUCUUCCCUGAGGCGGAGAUUGUGGCGUCAGUUCCCCACUGUGCACAGGCUCAAGCGUCUAUCCGAUCGGUGUCUGUCCCCGGCUACGGAUUCGACAUCAAAUUUUCUUUGGCAUGUCUAAUCACAUCCGCGCUCCGGGUUCUUCCAUGCUGGUCUGCCGCUGCAGCCUCAAGCAUCACGCCUGUUCUCAUGAAGCUCUUCCCGCCGGACCUCUGGACCUGCAUCUUACGGGAGAAUAUGGAAGCCAAAGCCAACGAAAGAGAUGAGACUCUGAUCCUCGCUUCUGCAUUGAUGGAAAAACCAUUCGGCAGGGAUAUAACAUAUGCCGAAAUCCUUUUUGAUUUAACGACGGUGGAGCAGAAAUUGAAAUGGUUCCAGAGCUAUGUCCAUCAAUUAUUACGACUUGCGUUGGAUCCCUUGCUGCGUCACGGAAUAGGAUGUGAGUUUCAUGGGCAGAAUACUGUCGUUCGCGUCCAUCGCAAGACAAAGGCAAUCAUGGGAUUCGCAAUCCGAGAUGCUGCAGGAAUAAAACUGCACAGAUCCUCCCUUGAGAGGCAGGGUUUCGAUACCACUAACUUCAGCGGACUGUGUAGUGAUGACCUGCACGUUGUUUGGGAUAGAGUCCACCAUGCAAUCCUCCAUAACAAUAUUGGAUUCAUGCUAGAUGCUCUGGACUUGGAAAGAUCACACAAUGGUUGGGCUAUUGUCCGGUCUGAGCUUUCUAGUAUUCUUGUGUCGGGAGAUAAUCCGAUCGGAAAGGAAGUAUAUCGCUACUUUUGUCGGGAGACGAUGCCUUUUAAGAGCUUCAUUAGGAUGAGGAUAAACGCUUGUUUUAACUCUUCAAUGAAGUUAGUGGAGAGAGAGGUUCCAAAUGUUCUGUACCAAAAAUCUCCAUGGUUACUUCAGUUAUCCUUAUCUGGCACCCAAACUUCUGAAUUUCCCGUUCUUCCGAAUGAGAUCGGGUCAGAGAUGCGCAUCCUUGAGAGAGAAGCGGUAGAAAAAUCCCUUGUAACCUGUGUGAGCCCAUAUGGGGAAAUUCCACCAGUUUCACGACGGUUGAAUCCAUUUCCGGCUCUACUCCCACGACGGUUCCCAGAUGAUAUACAGGUGUUCCAGGAAGCCCUGGUCAUUGCACUUAACAACAUUGUUGAGAGGUGGUGGAAAGACGUGGAGGCUAACUUUCCAAGUCGAAUGCCCCCUUGA